AUGGAUGUUAGAUAUGGUGUUGCAGUUGAUGCUAUUGAUGAUUAUGUGUGCAUAGGCGAGAGCACUACAAUUGAAUGCUUGAAAAAAUUUGUUGAAGGUGUCAUUUUAGUGUUCGAGGAUAAAUACUCGCAAAAACCAAAUUCAAAUGAUGUACGAUGCUUGCUACAAAUGGCAGAGGGUCGUGGAUUUCCUGGCAUAGUUUCUGGUUCAAAUAACGAUAUCAACGUGUUAGAUUGUUCACCAAUAUUCGAUGAUAUUCUAAAUGACCAUGCUCUAGAGAUUGUAUUUAUCCUGAAUGGGCCACAUUUGUCAAAUCAAUCUCAAAGCUAUAAGGGGAAAAACGCAAGUUAUUUGCACAAUAUCAAAAAGGGCAAAGAAAAUAUGUGGAACGAACAUUCGGAGUGUUGCAAGAACGCUUUGCAAUUAUACGUGGUCUAG
Messenger RNA from Arachis ipaensis, 438 nucleotides. RefSeq lists its product as uncharacterized. The record is from RefSeq and is a predicted model, not a curated record. Lineage: Eukaryota; Viridiplantae; Streptophyta; Magnoliopsida; Fabales; Fabaceae.